Chaetomium fimeti is the source of this 604-nucleotide messenger RNA. RefSeq lists its product as uncharacterized. Bases 87 to 512 code for a protein of 141 amino acids. Lineage: Eukaryota; Fungi; Ascomycota; Sordariomycetes; Sordariales; Chaetomiaceae. The transcript has a single exon. The record is from RefSeq and is a predicted model, not a curated record.
CAGCUGGAAAACGCAUAAUGCAUGAAACAUUGCGGGGUGCUGGCCUGACAGUUGCGUGCCCUCCCUCUUCAUGAAGAGGUGAAUUCAUGAAUGUUGACGAGGGCUUAAAACCCAUGGAAGGUUUGUGUGCCCCUGCAAGAGACACCGAUCCAAGCCUCGCCAAGAUCCCUCACAUGCAUCACGAGGAUUGUUCGUCAGCGAGGCACCAGCCAGAGACAACAUUCUUCCCCCUUGUCCAUUCAAAAGAAUGCAUGUUGUCAGCUGGGCCUGGAGCUGCCCGAAUCGAGCCCUUCAUCCGACCCCAGUUCCAGCACGGGACCCACCGCACACCCGCAGAAAACCAGUUCUCCCUCCACAGAUUCAUCAGAACCGCUCCAUGCCUCAUUCCGCCAAGCGGCAUGUGGAGAAGCCAAUCAGCGCGAUUCACAUUCAUCGCCGAGCCCGCGACCACACGUGCGAAUUCCCGCCGUCGCAACCCGGACCCAGUUUGCCAGGCGAGCCAGGCCAGUUGAGAGUCAGGGGUGGUUGGCGACGGAGGCGAUGAUCGGUCAAGGACCUGACGCUGGAGCGCUGCUCGCCUUCUCACCUUGAAAACCCCGGUCAA